GACAGGUCAUGUGACUCUCAACGACGAACUUGUUGACAGUUGGAUGGGAAAUUUUCGUCUUUAUAGUAUAUCAAACAUUGUUUGUAAUACAUCAUUUUACACAACGUCCUUCAGGCUAUAUUAAACUUCAUAUCUUGUUCGAUGGAAUAUGAAAAUCAAAGCCUUAUUUUUUUAUGUCAGUCGUGAGUGUCCGUUCGAUGAGGGCUGCCUGUAUGCAUUGAUCUGAAUUCAACAAUGGCUGUGUGGAUAAAGGUAGCAUUACUGUUGGUCUACCUGUCAGUGUUGUUUAUUCUCACACGCCUGCUGGAGGCGACAAUAUGGUAUGAGCAAGGCCAGAUGUCCCUGCAGUUCCUCGACCCCAUGACCCUGUCGGUGCUGCGCUUGAAAGCCAUCCUAGAACAGAGGGGGGUCAGCUUUGAGAACAUGCUGGAGAAACAGGAACUGUCCAACCUUGUUCAGGCUACAGGUCCAGUGCGGGGGGAGGAGCUGCAGGUGACUCAGUCCAGUGAGGACACACCCAUCACCAACUACACCAGCGACCUUGACUUCUAUGAACAGGUGGAGGAUGCCAAGGACAGCAUGUGGUUGGUGGAGGUGGUGGUAGAGGAACGCCCUCUGCUGUCUGACAGUGGCUGGCACAGCAUACGAUUAUCCCUCACAAAGUUCGGAGUCAGAUUUGGACGCUUUGAUUGCCAGCAUCAUACCAGGAUGUGCACACGGAAAGGCUGGUUUUCAUCUCGACUGGUCCUCGCCGUGCCAGAGAACUUCCUCAGCAAGGCCAACGUGGUGCUGUACACUUACCCAGGACCCAUGAAAGUGAACGCUAUCUUUGAAUGGAUCAAGCAGAACAGCAACCAGCAGGUCAAGCAGGUGGAGGACGCAUAUGACCUUCAGGAUAACUGGCUGACCUUCCCAGCAGCCCUCAGUCCCCAGGUUCGAGUGCUGUGUCUAUCUACACUCACCAGUGUACCAUUAUUUCUGUCCUCACUUAGUGUGAAAUUUCCGGGGAGAGUGAAAAUUGGAAGAGUAAACGCAGCAACUAAAAAGGGGCAGGAAAUUGUAAAGAAGUUGGAUAUAAAAAAAGUUCCAUCCUAUCUUGUUUUGACAAAACAAAAGAUAUAUUACUAUGGUUAUCAAAGAGGUGAAGUUAUGACGUUUAAGGCGUGGGAAAUAUUUCUUAAGUGUGCGUAUCCGAACAUGAAUGAUAUAUUUAUAUGGAGCAUAAUUUUAACAAAUAUUGCUGGCUGUUUUGAGGUUUGUCUUGCAAAUGGAGGGAUAUUUAAGAGAGUGAUAAAAUUGCUAUUUUGUCUUUUUCAGUAUAAUAUAAUUCUUCUACUUGUCUGGAUAUUGACUCUGGGUUUAUUGCAGCUUCCCUUUGUUGAGCACCUAACUUUUACAUCCUUGCAAGUUAUUCGUAUUUUCACCCUGGAUCCAAUAUUCUCAGUGAUCCGUAAUGACCUUCUUGUUUAUUCCUCCAAUUACACAAUUCCAGUGUGUACUUUGUUGGUACUGAUUGCCAUUGUUAGCUAUUUUAAACCAUCAUCAGCCCAGGAAUCUGAGGAAGAAUCAGACUGGUGGAAUUUCUCCAACCUUAGAACACUGAACUAUCACAAUGGCUGGGAAAUGAUGAGGCUGCGGCCCUUUGACCAGAUCUUCAACCCUUCGUUUGGCACCCCAGCCGCUACUGACAUAGAGCAUCAGUCGCCUGUCACAGUGAAUUCCCUAGAAUAUAUCAGUCUGUUGCCUGUUUGGCUACAUGUACAACACACUUGUAAGUGUACAAUCAGUUAUCUAUUUUCAAGCGAAUAUACAGGCAUGAAUUCCUCUCCUACUAUGGAUCUGACACCAUCAAUCGUGCAUUGCUGUGAGUGUGGAGCAGAAAGUGCUACAUUAGACAGCAGUCUGAGCGGAAGCAGUGAGAUAACUAAUGAUGUCCUUGAGAUGAGCACACUUGGCUCCACAGCUCACUUACCAUGGAAUGGUCUGCCACACUGUGCAAGAAGUAGUACAAUUAAGAACAAGAACAUCCACAGGGGCCGACCAAUCAGCUAUCUGGUUGACAGCCAUUGUGUGAUCUGUCUGGAGGCCUAUCAGGCAGGGAGCCAACUGCGAGGGUUGCCGUGUCGACAUGUGUUCCACGACAAGUGCAUCCUGACCUGGCUGCUCAGGGACAACCACUUCUGCCCCACGUGUCGCUUCCCUGCGUUCCAGAUCUCCGAUUACAAUGAUCAGCACAGUGAGUAGCCCAGGAGUAUAUGAGGCUCAUUCUGGGAAAAGUGGGCUUAAUGCAUGUACAGCACCACAAAAACAUUGAAUAAUAAAGAGGAAGGUGACAAAUUAAAAAAUAAAAAAACCUGAGGAAGAAAACAACUUAUUUUUAUUGGAAAAUGGGGAAAAACUGUAAGAUUACAGAAUAAAAAUAACAUGUACAUAAAAAUGAUAAAUUGCAAAAACUGGUGAUAUCGUGAAAUAAUGCUAAAGAGGACCGUUUGAAAUAAUGUGAUAUUUGAUGAAUCUAUAGGCGCUACAGAAGACUUCACACAUGAGAAAUCAAAGAAAGUGACAUGAUGCUUUGCUUUAAAGCGUGUUUUGUAGACAAAAGUUUUUUUUGUGUGUCUGUAAGUUGUUGUUCUUGAUAUUAUUUCCAUGACUGUGUCUGGACAAUACUUUGUAGUUCUUAAUAUAAUGGUCACUCCUUAUGAAGUUUUGGGAGAACUGAGCUUAGUGCAUGCAGGUAAUGGGUCUAAAUAGGGGCAACACUUUUCACCUAAUGUGGAUUGUUUAGAAGAUACUGCACAGGCUAAUCUAAGAUGACACUAACGGUAAUAAAAAUGCAUUAAGCCCAGUAUUCCCAGACCAUGGCUUUAAAAGAGAUGAACAAUUACAUAGUAAAGUGCUAGCUCUUUGAAAUUGCAUGUUUGUGCAAACUGAAAUAAAACAGAAAUGGUACUAAACUUCCAGCAUAAAAAAGCAGUGAAUCUGUUCAGUUGUAUACACAAUUUGUAUGCCUUCAGCAGAAUGGGUUAUGGCAGUUAUACUGUCCAUCAGUCCGUUAUCUGGCAUUUCAUUUUCUGAAAUUUUCUUUAUUUCUUUGAGAUAUUCACUUGAUUUUGGUAUGUGAGUCUACCUGCGCCAGUUACAGAUCACAUUUAAGUUUCAUUUGGGUCCAUUGAUUUUUGGGAAGUAAUGGGCCCUUGACUUUUUCUCUCAUUAAUACUAUUGAGGACUUUUUUACUAAAUGCUUGCAGAUAUUUACCUGAUGCUUGGUGUGUGUGUAUUAGUCUAUCUACAUGACUAGCUCUAACAGAUAAAAUUGGCGUUUUUUUCCAGUCAAAUGAUUUUCAACAGAGUUAUGGGCCUUGGACUUUCACUUAAUAAACACUUCCAGAAUUUUUCAGCGAAACACUGCAAGAUAUUUACCUGAUUCUGGUGUGGAGUCGACCUGCAUGACUUUCAGAUUAAGGUUGAUUUUUUUUUUACAUAUUUGAAGUUUUUAGACAAAAGUGGAAUGAGGGAGCAUAUGUGCCUUUACGGGCACACAUAUUGUUUAUUUCUUAAGUGCGAUUCAAUUAUAUUUUACAUUAUUCUCCACUUCACUUCAUUGUUAUUUUGUCUUAAUACUUCAAUGCCAUUUUACAGCAAUUUAAUAAAUUUAAGAGUUGACAUGUUUUCCAGCAACUUCAGUGUACCCACAACCACAUUAAGAAGAUAAUGUUCUUUAAUAUAAUUGUGUCUUGUUCUGUAAAAAUUGGGCAAAAUGCAUGUGCGUAAAGUUUCGUCCGCACAGGCUAAUCAAGGACAACACUUUCCGCUUUAAUGGUAUUUUUCGUUUUAAGGAAGUCCUUUUUAUCUGAAAAUCUAGUGUAAGCGGAAAGUGUUGUCCUUGAUUAGCCUGUGCGGACUGCACAGGCUAAUCUGGGACGACACUUUACGCACAGGCAUUAUGCCCAGUUUUCUCAGAACGCGGCUCAGUUAAACAUAAUCUAGAUACAGUAUUUGUUGACAGUUAUUAAGUCCACUCUUAUUUAUGUUCAUUUCACAUCUGGUAAUAAUAUGGUUUACUCGCUUUUAUUUGUUACAUGUGUUUUUCAUGAUUUAUUACUGUUGGCAGUUCACAAUUAGUUUGAGGACAUCAUUUACUAAAAUGCCAUAAAAGGAAAGUGCUUUAAUUUUCCCAUUGUAUUAUUUUGCCAUAUCUUAUUAAAAGUAUUUAAAACUACAGUGUAUCUUUAUUCAGGAUACUAGUUAUUCACCUCUUUAAAUAAAAGCAGAAUUCUU
Dreissena polymorpha is the source of this 4278-nucleotide messenger RNA. Its product is annotated as E3 ubiquitin-protein ligase RNF103-like. Gene Ontology annotation, biological process: protein ubiquitination. The coding region runs from base 235 to 2244 and encodes 669 amino acids. The record is from RefSeq and is a predicted model, not a curated record. Gene Ontology annotation, cellular component: endoplasmic reticulum. The transcript has 6 exons. Lineage: Eukaryota; Metazoa; Mollusca; Bivalvia; Myida; Dreissenidae. Gene Ontology annotation, molecular function: ubiquitin-protein transferase activity.